AUGCCCAAGCGCACGUACGCCCUCGUCACCAACGCGGCCGAGCUGCGCUCGCUCCUCCUGCACCCGAUCCUCCCGACCGCCAUCCUGUGCACCUCGGCCGACCUCGCCGACAAGAAGCACGCCAACGUGCGCGCGUCGCUGCGGGCGUACAUCGACAAGGGCGGGCGCGUCGUCGUCGGCGGGCCGGGCGUCAACCACAUGGCGAUGGACGAGAUCCCGACGCUCCUGUCGUCGCUCGGCGGCGUCGGGUGGCGGCUCGGCGGGUACCACCGCACGACGCACUUCCUCAACUCGGCGCAUCCGCUGUACAGCGCCGCCGACGCGGCCGUUCGCGCGGCGCUGCCGGCGAGCUACUCGUGCAAGGCGAUCGUACUCAAGGACGUCGACCCGGCCGACAUGGUGUACCGCUCGACGCCCGACAGCGGGUUCGAGAGCCUCGCGAUGGCGAUGGACGGAGGCAAGGUGGCGAGCAACGAGGUGGCGGUCGCGACGGCGCACGUCGGCGAGGGCUGGCUGUCGUGGGUCGGCGACGUCAACCAGGAGGCGGGCUCGACGGCGGCCAUGCUGUGGCUCCUCGGCCUCAAGCAGUAG
Rhodotorula graminis WP1 is the source of this 591-nucleotide messenger RNA. RefSeq lists its product as uncharacterized. The coding region runs from base 1 to 591 and encodes 196 amino acids. The transcript has a single exon. The record is from RefSeq and is a predicted model, not a curated record. Lineage: Eukaryota; Fungi; Basidiomycota; Microbotryomycetes; Sporidiobolales; Sporidiobolaceae.